UGAGGAUCGAUCUAAAAUUGUUUCACUGAUCCUCAGUUUUAGUACUUUGAGGCGAAUGGUUGUUGGAGACGUGGAGGGCGAUUCUCACUUCCUCGGAAGAGUCUAUCUCAAGUCCUCACAAAGUUAGAUCAUACUCGUUUGAAUAAUCGAUUACUGUAUUUUUUUACUAUUGCGCAUAAGAAAUCACUUUAAAUUGGUUAGGUUAAAUCAUCGGAAGAAUCAUGGAUCGAUUGGUCAAGUACUAUCAAGUUUCUAAUAACAAGUUAACUAUCAAAUUGCCGCUUGAAGCGAGACACAACAUUGGUUGUGCGACCACUCAAGCAUGGGCAGAGGAAAAGGCCAUGGUGGUCGAUGGAUGUAGUCCAAUGGAUGACCAUCCACCCCCCAAGUCUCUCCUUUAUGGGAGGUCUUGGGUUCAAUUCCCAUCAAGGGGAGAGGCAGGUCUUUCUCUCAAUUAUUCUUCCUACCUUCACGAAGUUGCUCAGCGAUUGAGAAGGGAUGGGAUGGUAAUGAAGGUAGCGGAUUCGUGUGGUGGGAGGAACAGCCUGAAAGGUGAUGUAAGUCCUGCUGGAUUCGUCCUUUGGAGCCAGUACUGAUGAGGCUGACUGUGAUUAGAUCGUAUUUAACUGUCUAGGGGCUUUGGAGAGUAGUUCAUAGACUUGAGGAUUAUGAGAGCGUAAGCACUGACACCUGGAUUAUAAAAAAAGAGAAGGACAUGCUAACCUGCUGGCAGAGGUGGAGAUAGGGGAGGCUGGCGGGGUCCUUGACCCCUACAAGAAAAAAUUGUGAUGUAUAUAUAUACAUAUGUAUAAAUAUUUAUAAUUAGUAACAAAAUAUAGUGAAAAUUUAAGUUUUAAUUUGACCCCAAUUAUACAAAUUCUUAAGCACUGACCUCCUUAACCUGUCAUUCCUGACUCCGCUACCACCUGCUAGGCCUCACCCCACCUCAAUUCUUAGAAGGUCCUUUAUUAUUAGUGUAAAAAAUUUAGAUAAAAAUAUCAAAAUAAUUCUUUGUACUCACCUAGCCAAUAUCUGUGUUUGGCUACCCCACUACACUAAGCUAACCUUGAGGGCUAGAAGAUCAUCAUUUAAGAAAAAAAUCUAAAAAUUUUCUUGUUUAUGACUCCAACACUAGACCUCCCAUAUGGGGAGGAUUUUAAGUGUAUUAUAUGGUCUGCUUGGAUCACUCCCAUUUGUCAGGGAACCGACUGUCAAUAAUGAGACAAAAAUCAACAAUAAUGAGACAGAAAUGAAUAUAAUUGAUACUAUAGCAAAAUUAUUUUUCCAUUUAUGAUUCCAGUUCUUCCUUUAUUUUAUUGAGAAGUCCAUGUAUGGUGUAUAUCCCUAAUCCCUCCCUCAUUUUCUUGAAUAGUUGAAUUGUCCUAAUAUCAUCUUUAUAGUUCAUACGUUAAAUUAGACAAGAAGUCAAGAACCAAUAAUGUUGCUGUAUUUAAGCUUGCGGUUCAGUUUCCUAAAUUAGACAAAAACCACUAAAUUGUAAUUUCGCCAUACGAUAUUACAAUUUGCGCCCUCUGACUAGUUAUAUGGGCGAACCCGGUUUUAUUUCGGUCCGGUUCUAGUCUCAGACUAGUCAGGCAUAGGUUGGGCGGGUGAAUCGAGACCGGUACACGGUUCGUUUGGUUUCGGGUCGAUUCCAAUUGACUGGUGGGUCAAUCUCGGGUUGGCUACAGGUCCAUUUUUUUAAGUUUAUAUUUUGAAUGUAAAUAUUUACGCAUUAUAUUCUAAUGAAUCUAUGUAUUGGAUAUGAAUAGAUCGAAUUUGAACAACAAAUAUUCAAGAAAUUAUACUAAAUAGGACUAAAACAUGGUGAAAACUCCAAAAUGGGACUUCAAGUUUUAAUUUACCUAAAUGGGACUCCAGAUUACAUUUUUACCCCUAAUCCCUAAAUCACCUUUUCCCCAAUCCCUCUACAUCGAUCACACCUCUGCUUCGAUCGCACCUGCGAUUGCAAUGAAGCAGUUGCCUGCGAUUACAUCGAUUGCGACUCAGCUGCCAUGGACGCAACCCAACCGCCAUCAUCGCAGCUGUAAUUUCUUCCCCAACUGCCAUGGAUGCAGCUCAGCCGCCAUCAUCACAGCCGUAAUAUCUUCCCCAAGUAUUCUUCCUCCUCCGCAACUUCUUCUUUUUCUUCUUCUCCUCCUUCUCCUUCUCCUUCUCCUUCUUCUUCUUUUUCCCCUCUGUUUUGUUCUUCUUUUAAAUUUCAAAUUAUUUUAGACACUGUAAUUCAAAAAUGUCAUCUUUACUCGAAAAUGACAUGUUUUAAUAACUGUAAAUGUCAUCUUUCUAUUCCAAAAUGCCAACAUUAUUUUAACAUCAGACUACACAAGAUUUCAUUUUUCAAAAAUUGACAUGUUUUAACAAUGCCACUUAAUAUGCAUAAUAACAAAAUAAUGACAAUUUUGUAUAGAAACGUGGCAUUCUCAAUAUGUCAUUUUCAAAUAUUGUAAUGACAUAAAAGUGUAUUUUUGUAAAAAUACCCAAUAGUUAUGACAUUCUCUUAUUCAAAAGUGUCAUUUUCUGUAAUUGAUAACAAGAAAUUCAAGUUCAGGUAUAUCUUCAUUUGAAACUUUCAAAAAUCAAAAUUUUAUUUAAAAUCUUACUGAUAAAAAAUUUAAAAAAAAAAGCAGAGAACUAGGAAGAAAAAG
Messenger RNA from Cuscuta europaea, 2666 nucleotides. NCBI's taxonomy places the organism in Eukaryota, Viridiplantae, Streptophyta, Magnoliopsida, Solanales, Convolvulaceae. The record is from the annotation of a GenBank genome assembly.